Messenger RNA from Aureobasidium musti, 894 nucleotides. NCBI's taxonomy places the organism in Eukaryota, Fungi, Ascomycota, Dothideomycetes, Dothideales, Saccotheciaceae. The record is from the annotation of a GenBank genome assembly.
AUGGCAACAAAAGGCACAACCAUCAAGCGCAUCCUCAAAGAAGCCGCCGAAAUCACAACAAACCCCACCCCAGACUUACACGCCGCUCCCUUGGAAGAAAACCUCUUCGAAUGGCACUUUACAAUCCGUGGUCCUCCCGAACCAUCUCCCUUUGCUGGCGGCGUCUACCACGGCCGCAUAAUCCUCCCUCCGGCAUACCCACUACGACCACCUUCUUUCCGUUUUCUCACUCCUUCGGGCCGCUUUGAACCCAAUCGCGAGAUCUGUCUUAGUAUCUCUGGACAUCAUGAAGAGACAUGGCAGCCUGCUUGGGGUAUACGCACCGCCUUAGUCGCCAUAAGGAGUUUUAUGGAUACCGAUGCUGGAGGUCAGGUUGGUGGUAUGAGUUCUCCUGAUAAUGUGAGGAAGCAAUUGGCAGAGAAGAGUAGAGAGUAUUCCUGUGCUGGUUGCGGGAAAGGUGCCUUGGCUGUCUUGGAAGAGCAAGAGGAGAGAUGCAAAGAAUUGGGCAUUGAAGCAACAGCAGAAGAAGAGAAUCCCCUGGUCGGCAAGAUUGGUCUGGUCGAGCCCAAGAAGGAAGGAACCACCACCAAACCUUCAACUCCAGCACCAGCAUUACCUCAGACUGGCGAGACUGUGCCUUCGUCCUCACCAUCACCACCCAUUGUAGCGGCCGCUCAGGAGGUCAAACCUACACCCACAACCCAGCAAUCACAACCACCUCAGAGACAACCCUCUCCUCAAACACAAGCACAACAACCCUCUUCCGCUCAAACACAACAACCACAACUACCGCCUCAACCACCAGCAACCACAACAACAGACGCCUGGAUCGACAAAGCCAUCAUCGGCAUAGUCAUCGCUCUCGUCCUCAUGAUCUUACGCCGCGUCGCUUAG